Molecule: messenger RNA, 4584 nt
Organism: Zonotrichia leucophrys gambelii
Lineage: Eukaryota; Metazoa; Chordata; Aves; Passeriformes; Passerellidae
Gene: ACSL3
Product: acyl-CoA synthetase long chain family member 3
Exons: 16
Coding region: 297-2438 (713 amino acids)
Biological process (GO): long-chain fatty-acyl-CoA metabolic process; neuron differentiation; long-chain fatty acid metabolic process
Cellular component (GO): plasma membrane; endoplasmic reticulum; lipid droplet
Molecular function (GO): long-chain fatty acid-CoA ligase activity
Source: RefSeq, a predicted model, not a curated record
UACGGAAUGAGCGCGCGCGACGGCGGCGGGCGGCCCGGCCGCGGGUGAGCGCGGGCGCGCACUCGGAACGGGCGGUGCGCGGAGCGGGCGGUGCCGCCGCGGCGUCCCCGGGCCGGGGCCGAUUUCAUGCAGUUGCCUGUGACAGCUCCUGUUGAGUAAACUGAGACUGGAACAUCUUGUAUCAGCUCUUGAACCGGUACCUGCCACGAUGAGAAGUUGCACAAGAUCUGUUUGGGCCCCUGUCUAGCUGAUCCAUGCUUCCAAACUGUCUCUUGUAACAUUCUCAAGCAGCCAAAAUGAAGUUGAAGCAUAACAUCAACCCUAUUCUUUUACAGUUUAUAAACUUCAUAGUCCUGGUGUACUCCCUUGUAACAUACAUUCCGUGGUACAUCCUUUCAGGAUCAAAGCAGGCUAUAGCAAAAGCCAAGCAGGUUAAAGCCAGGCCUGUGAAUAACAAGCCUGGGGGUGCAUACAGAUCUGUGAACAGUCUGCAUUGCUUGGCUUCAGUUUUAUAUCCUGGGUGUGAUACACUCGACAAAGUUUUUAAAUAUGCUAAAACGAAAUAUAAGGACAAAAAACUCUUGGGAACACGUGAAAUUCUGAAAGAGGAAGAUGAAAUCCAGCCAUCAGGAAAAGUUUUUAAAAAGGUCAUCCUUGGCAAGUACACCUGGCUUUCUUAUGAAGAUGUAUACAUUAAAGCUGUUAAUUUUGGAAAUGGCUUAGCAGUCUUGGGUCAGCAGCCAAAGACCAACAUUGCUAUCUUCUGUGAGACCAGAGCUGAGUGGAUGAUUGCAGCCCAGGCCUGCUUUAUGUGCAACUACCAGCUUGUUACUCUGUACGCCACGCUGGGAGGCCCAGCAAUAGUUCAUGGGCUGAACGAGACAGAGGUGACCACCAUCAUUACCAGUAAAGAGCUGAUGCAAACAAAACUGAAGGAAAUUGUUUCUCAAGUUCCACUCCUGCGACACAUAAUUACAGUGGAUGGCAAACCCACAACGUGGGCAGAGUUCCCCAAGGGGGUCAUUGUUCACACCAUGGCAUCUGUGCAAGCCAUGGGGGCCAAGGCAGACACCGGAAACAAGCAGCCAUCCAGGCCUGUGCCCUCGGAUAUUGCAGUGAUCAUGUACACAAGUGGAUCCACAGGAAUUCCCAAAGGAGUUAUGAUCUCCCAUUGCAACAUAAUUGCUGGGAUAACUGGAAUGGCUGAGAGGAUCCCAAAUCUGGGGGAAAAGGACAUUUAUAUUGGGUACCUGCCCCUUGCCCAUGUUCUGGAGCUGAGUGCUGAGCUUGUGUGUCUGUCUCACGGGUGCCGCAUCGGUUACUCCUCCCCUCAGACACUGGCUGACCAGUCUUCUAAAAUAAAGAAAGGAAGCAAAGGGGAUGUUACUACACUUAAACCAACUCUAAUGGCAGCAGUUCCGGAAAUCAUGGAUCGAAUUUACAAAAAUGUCAUGAAUAAAGUGAAUGAAAUGACCAGUUUCCAGAGGAAUCUAUUUAUAUUGGCCUACAACUACAAAAUGGAACAGAUUUCCAAAGGUUACAGUACCCCACUCUGUGACAGCCUUAUUUUCCGCAAGGUGCGGAUGCUGCUGGGCGGGAAGAUCCGUGUGCUGCUGUGCGGCGGCGCCCCGCUCUCGGCGGCCACGCAGCGCUUCAUGAACAUCUGCUUCUGCUGCCCCGUGGGGCAGGGCUACGGCCUCACCGAGUCUGCUGGGGCUGGCACCAUCACCGAAGUUUGGGACUACACUACAGGAAGAGUGGGAGCACCUUUGGUCUGUUGUGAAAUCAAGUUAAUGAACUGGGAAGAAGGUGGAUAUUACAACACUGAUAAACCAUAUCCUAGAGGUGAGAUCCUUAUUGGAGGGCAGAAUGUGACUGUGGGCUACUACAAAAAUGAAGCACGGACCAAAAAAGAUUUCACUGUUGAUGAGAAUGGGCAGAGGUGGCUCCAUACUGGAGACAUUGGAGAGUUUCAUCAUGAUGGAUGUCUAAAAAUUAUUGAUCGCAAAAAGGAUCUUGUAAAGCUGCAGGCAGGAGAGUAUGUUUCUCUUGGCAAAGUAGAAGCAGCUCUGAAGAAUCUCCCACUGGUGGAUAAUAUUUGUGCAUAUGCAAGCAGUUUCCAUUCUUAUGUCAUUGGAUUUGUUGUGCCAAAUCAAAAGGAGCUCGCAGAACUAGCCCGAAAAAAAGGAUUUAAAGGAACCUGGGAAGAGAUCUGUAACAGUCCUGAGAUGGAAAAAGAGGUUCUGAAGGUGCUAGCUGAGGCUGCUGUGGCAGCAAACCUGGAGAAGUUUGAAAUCCCAGUGAAGAUCCGUUUGAGCCCGGAUCCCUGGACCCCAGAGACUGGUCUGGUGACGGACGCGUUCAAGCUGAAGCGCAAGGAGCUGACGGCGUUCUACCAGCCGGACAUUGAGCGCAUGUACGGCACCAACAUCAAAUAGCCCCUGCCCGCUGCUGCUCUGCCCAGCUGGACCCAACAGCAAAUACUUGAAUUGCCUGUCUCAACCCGACACUUGAGAUCAACACACAAAACCACCACUCCUCAUUCCCAGCGCAAACUGCUCUUUCUAAUGACAUCUAAUGACACACCACGAUGACUGGCGAGUUUGGUAAAAUGUUAUGGCAGCAAAUUUGGGUGUCUCCUUUUCUCCAGUUUUCUCUGCCACCUUGUCAGUCUGUGGAUUUUCCCAGGUCUAUUUGGGAAACCAUGAUUCUGAAGCCUCAAGUUUUUAAACAUUUAUAAAUCCUGUAUAAUGUUUUAUUUGUAUCUUUAAAAUUUGGAUGUAUAUAGAGAGAACUUGGCUAUAUAAGAAAUGGUUAUACUGGGGGCCUUUUUCUACCUAAUUAUUUAAAGAUAAGAAGGUAUUGAUGUUGUGACAUUAUGCACAUUGCAAAUGCUUGUAACAAGGUAAUUGUUGAACAGAGGACCAGGUUAUUUGCUGCUGUGCUAUUUUUCUGUGUAAAUCUGAGGGAGAAAAUGUUUGACAUUCCAGCUUGUGUAAUGCACCUUCAAUAUGUGCCUAAUGGUUACUUUUAUUUUUAUGUGAAAAUGGAAGGAUGGUGGUGGCACAGCUCUGCCUCAAGGCAGGUACUCUUGCAGGUGUUAGUUAAAGCUCCUUUAAUACAGAAGAUGCUAUUAACACAGCAGAAGUUCAACCUAGGAAUAAUCUCUCAGAUACAGAAACUCCUUUUUUAAAUAGCUCGUGACCAUUUCAUCCAGAGCUGAAUUGUGUAGUGCUAAUAUGAGCUCUCAUCAUUAAUUUCACCUUAUACUUUACAAGCUUGACUGUGUCCUUUUAACAGAGGGACUGUAGCAACCUUUGUCUUUUCUCAUUAGGUCUGGACAUUACAGUGGAUUUCCUCUUUUGUUGUUUAUUAAGGUUUGGCAAGACCCCUGCUCUGCCCUAGCUGCAACCCAAAUCUUCCUGGGGGGAUUUUUAAAGUCAUAAUGACAGUUAUGUUCUCAGCUCACACAGUGCCUAGCUGCCCUUUGUGCCAUUAAAAAUCUCCCUUUGAUUCUCUGUUCUUUUGUGUUGUACUUUUUGCUUUAAAAACAGAUAUUUGAAGCAUUUGUCAGCCAGAGUUAUUUAUGUUGCUUGGUUUGUUACAUCUAAUUCUUGCUUUGGGAAAGAGUCAAUUUCUGUUUCAAUAGAGAUUCAUGGAUAUUGUUUGAAAAAAUAUGGGGGCUCUUUUCAUCUUGAGUAAGAGCAUUCAGAUUUGUUUCAGAUGUGAAUUUUAUUUUCAAAAUAUUUCUGGAAAGAAUAUUCAGGGUUACAUGAGAAUGUGAAAAGGCAUACAUUAGUCAACUUUGUGAUGAAGCAAAUACUAAAAUGGUUUUAAUUUGGAGAUUACUCUCUUGUGUAUCCUUUACUUGUAGUACUAAAACUCAAGGUCCUGAUGCUUACUUAGUGCCCUGCUAUGGUAGCACAUGGCCAUGCUGAAACUUGGUUUGGGAGAGGGAGUUCCUGCUGAUUGUCUUUGUGACAUGAGGUCUGGGGAGGUGUUUGAUGUGCAAAUUCUCAUUUUAUAAACCUCUAUUGUUUUAAUUAAUGCUCUCCAUUGACUAUAGAAAGCAGAUUCAUAGGAGUUGAAGGCUAUCAAGCAGGUUCCCUGAUGAAAUGAUUGAGGUGGUUUGUGCUAAUUAUGGAUUUCCCCUGCUGCUGUCCAUGACAAACUGUUAACAUUUGGUAAAUUUGGUGUAAGUAAUCAAAUGAAAAUAGAAGCAACAAAAAGAAAUCAGAACCAUGUUUUUGAGAUUACUGCCUUUAGAUAUCCAGAUCAUGAAUGAAAAACCUUACGACAAAUAGAGAUAAGACAAUGUUGAAAAAUGACUGAAGAAUCCAAAUGUGGAAAAAUUGCCAAGGCUGUAGGGAAGUGUCACACCAUGUAUUAGACAUUACUAACACUUAAAUUUCUAUCUGUGCUCCAUCAACAGGUUCUUAAAUAGAACUCAGCACAGACUGUACAUUGUUCAAAUAUUUUUGUGAUUUUUUAGUGAAAAAUAAUAAAUUGCUGAAGUACUAUGUAUAUCACUUGGUGCAUUGUGCAGCAGAUUUAAGAAAAUAAAUCUGCGUUUGGUUAAACAAA